CCCACGCUCCUAGAAAAGAGCAUGAUGCACCCGAUGCUCGGAUUGGAUGAAGUGACAAAGGUAGCCCCGCUGGUUCGGGCGUUUGGCUGUUCCUGUGUCUUGACUCCCGCUUUGGAAAUAGAGCUUUAAUCCCUGGAAGUCCAUGAACAAUGAAUCCAUUUCACUCAUCUUGUUGGAACACCUCUGCCGAACUUUCAAACAAAUCCUGGAAUAAAGAGUUUGCUUAUCAAACUGCCAGUGUUGUAGAUACAGUCAUCCUCCCUUCCAUGAUUGGGAUUAUCUGUUCAACAGGGCUGGUUGGCAACAUCCUCAUCGUAUUCACUAUAAUAAGGUCCAGAAAAAAAACAGUCCCUGACAUCUAUAUCUGCAACCUGGCUGUGGCUGAUUUGGUCCACAUCAUUGGAAUGCCUUUUCUUAUUCACCAGUGGGCCCGAGGGGGAGAGUGGGUAUUUGGGGGGCCUCUCUGCACCAUCAUCACAUCCCUGGAUACUUGUAACCAAUUUGCCUGUAGUGCCAUCAUGACUGUAAUGAGUGUGGACAGGUACUUUGCCCUCGUCCAACCAUUUCGACUGACAAGUUGGAGAACAAGGUACAAGACCAUCCGAAUCAAUUUGGGCGUUUGGGCAGCUUCCUUUAUCCUGGCAUUGCCUGUCUGGAUCUACUCGAAGGUCAUCAAAUUUAAAGACGGUGUCGAGAGUUGUGCUUUUGAUUUGACAUCCCCUGACGAUGUACUCUGUUGCAAUCCCAGCGUACCAAAACAGAGAGUGAUGAAGUUGACAAAGAUGGUGCUGGUGCUAGUGGCAGUCUUUAUCCUAAGUGCUGCCCCUUAUCAUGUGAUACAACUGGUGAACUUACAGAUGGAACAGCCCACACUGGCCUUCUAUGUGGGUUAUUACCUCUCCAUCUGUCUCAGCUAUGCCAGCAGCAGCAUUAACCCUUUUCUCUACAUCCUGCUGAGUGGAAAUUUCCAGAAACGUCUGCCUCAAAUCCAAAGGAGAGUGACUGACAAGGAAAUCAAAAAUAUGGGAAACACUCUGAAAUCACACUUUUAGGAAAGUACAUGGAUCACCAUGAGUCUAGACAUGAUUAUCUUACUGGUAUUAUUAGAAAGGGCAGGUGUACCGAUAUGUUUAUGCCCAUUUUUCUUGUGUACUUGUGACUCUUAGCAGCAUGGAACAGAAGUGUAACUAUGCAAAUGCAAUGAGUUUAAUAUGCUAACUUUAGCAAGCUGUAAAAUGUUAAUCUAUAUUGUGGGUAGGGAAUGGGAUAGUCUAAGAUACCCAAGCUUCAUGAUGGCGUAUAUUAUUCCAGCAUGUUAUAAACUAGUCACUAAUGCAAAUGGCCAUCCAUGACCAUUGACUCAAAACUCACCAAGGAACCUGACCUUGCCCUCCACACUGUGGCCUCACUGUAACAGUUUCCUCAAGGUUCCUAGGAGGGUAUCACUUCACAGUGAAGUCUGAAAUUUGGCUAUUUUUUAUCUACAAAUAUGUUGGUUUUAUAUGGUCCAAUCUAAUACCUUCAACAACUAAGCCCUACCUUUCAGAAUAACAGUUACCAUUUAUUGCACACAUGCAAUGUGUAAGAUUACAUGUAACAAACCUGUGAAAUAAGUAUUAUUACCUUUGUUUACUACGGCUCAGGAAGGAGAUAUGCUAGGCCUAAUGCUGCAACAGCUAUCUAAGAGCCAGGCUAAUAAUGUUCAGCUCUGCCUGUUUCUUUUCUACUGCACCAUCUUGGCAACCUUUACUUAUUAUACUGGAGAACUCAGUAACUUGGAGUUUCUUUUGCUUUCUCCUAUAGCCCUGCAAGGGGAGAACUAAAGUCUGAUAGAAACGAGUUGAUGUUUAAGCAUCCUUUUGGAUUACCUUUGUUCUCACACCUGCAAACUGUAGAAACUGGUAUCUGCACUUUAAUAAUAAUACUUUACUUCUGGACUUUAAGCUUCAUUAAGAAACAUUCCUGGCCGGGCUCAGUGGCUCAUGCCGGUAAUCCUAGCACUUCAGGAGGUGGAGGCGGGUGGAUCACAAGGUCGGGAG
Cercocebus atys (sooty mangabey) is the source of this 2039-nucleotide messenger RNA. It is a transcript of the gene MCHR2, whose product is annotated as melanin-concentrating hormone receptor 2. Bases 150 to 1052 code for a protein of 300 amino acids. The transcript is spliced from 5 exons. NCBI's taxonomy places the organism in Eukaryota, Metazoa, Chordata, Mammalia, Primates, Cercopithecidae. Gene Ontology annotation, cellular component: membrane; neuron projection. The record is from RefSeq and is a predicted model, not a curated record. Gene Ontology annotation, biological process: neuropeptide signaling pathway. Gene Ontology annotation, molecular function: G protein-coupled receptor activity; neuropeptide binding.